Molecule: messenger RNA, 1007 nt
Organism: Paramecium sonneborni
Lineage: Eukaryota; Ciliophora; Oligohymenophorea; Peniculida; Parameciidae
Source: the annotation of a GenBank genome assembly
GUAAAAUGAUUACUUAGGCAAAAAUAUCAAUUGAACAAGAUUACUAGAAUAUGAAAAAAAAAAGUAUCUACAGACAAAGGCAAAAAAAUCAAUUUACAAAAGAGGACAAUUUUCAAGAGAAAUUUAUUUAAAAAUAUGGAUCCAAUAAAUUAAAAUAGGUGGAUUUUAUAGAAGUUAGCUUACCAAAAUCAAUAACCAUAGAUAAUAUUUUUAGAUUAAAAUCAAAUGUAUAAAUCCCUCGUAAUGCGAAUAAUCAAAAUUAACUCGGAGAACUCAAUAUUGAUUUUUAUUGUUAUAAUUAUAAGAUAAAUAAAAUUGACAGGAAAGGUAAUAAUGUUUUUAUUACAUUUGAUCCAAUUUAGAGAUGCUUUACUCCAGUUGAAAAUGUUGUUUAAUUUUUAAGUAGAGGAGGUGAAGGAUUGAAAAAAUCUUUCGAGAAAUUAAAUUACAAGAAAUUAGAUUAAUCACAAUAUUAAAUAAUCAAUGAGAGCGAUUUCUUUAAUUUUUAGAAUACACUUGAUAAACCAUAUAUUGGUUAUAUUUCUAAAGUGAGUGAAGAUUAAGUAAUUACCUAAUAACGAUUUAUGAAUGAACUCUAUUUAAAUAUGAUUGGAAUUAAUUCUGAUAUGCUGACCCAUUAUGCAAUGGAUACAGGCUAUUUACCCAUACCCCUAUAUUUUUCUGAAGACAAUGUUAAUUUAUAAUAUUUAAGUAAUUUCUUUACAUUAAACACUUUCAAUAAGUCUGUGAAUUAAAUGGAAGUUUGUAAUUAUAAUGGCUAAAAAUUUCCUGUUUAAAUUACGUUUCACAAUUAUUAUUGUUACAAUGAAAUUGAAUAGUGCCAUUAUGAAUAUUUAUUUUUUAUAGGGGAUGUGGAUAAAAAAUGGAUAUCAAAGUAAAAGGUUGAAGAGAAUUAUUUAAAUUAUUUUAAUUUGAAAAGCGAUCCAUUUAAAAAACCUUAAAUAUACUAUAAUUCAACUAAAAGAUGUGGAUAUAGAAAUGUAUGA